AUGUGGGACGAGUACCGGUGGAUCGUCGUCGUCGGCGCCUUCCUGGCGGUCUUCACUGCCUACGGCAUCGGCGCCAACGACCUCGCCAAUGCGUUCGGGUCGUCCGUGGGCUCCAAGGCCCUGACGGUCAAGCAGGCGGUGGUGAUCGCGGCCGUCUUCGAGUUCCUGGGCGCCUUCCUCCUGGGCUCGCACGUGACGGACACGGUCCGCGGGAAGAUCGCGAAGAUCGAGUUCUUCUACGACGCCCCCGAGAUCUACAUGUACGGCAUGCUCUGCGUGAUCGCCGCGACGGGCCUGUGGCUCCUCAUCGCGACGUACUUUGAGCUCCCGGUGUCGACGACGCACUCGGCCAUCGGCGGCGUGGUGGGCUUCACGCUCGCGUCGCGCGGCGGCGAGGCCGUCGUGUGGGCGGAGCGCAGCGACGACUUCCCCUUCUUCAAGGGCAUCGGCGCCAUCGUCUUCUCGUGGGUGUUCUCGCCCGUGGCCUGCGCCAUCCUUGCGGGCUUCUUCUUCUUCACGACGCGCUUCUUCGUGCUCAAGCACGAGAACAGCUACGAGCGCUCCUUCUGGGCCUUCCCCGUCCUCGUGACCGUCGCGGUGUUCGUGAACGUCUUCUUCAUUCUGAACAAGGGCGCCAAGUCCAUCGACAGCAUCAAGAACAUGGACAUCUCCGAGGCCGCGUGGAUCUCCGUCGUCGUCGCCGUCGGCUGCGGCAUCGUCGCCAUCCUCCUCGCGAAGUUCGUCCUCAAGCGCCUCGUUGAGCGCGACCUCGCCGCGCGCGCCGCGGCGAUCGAGGCGGCCAAGGCGGCGAAGGCCGAGGGGAAGCCCGAGGCCGAGGAGGACGCGGAGGACAAGCCGCGGUCGCGGAUGCAGUCGCUGUUCAAGGCGGUGUCGCGCGGCGUGGACCAGGACCUGCACGCCGUCGUCGACGAGGACGACAACGUGGGCGGCGUGCACAGCAGCACCGUGGUGUACGACAACAAGACCGAGGAGUCGUUCAAGUACCUCCAGGUGUUCACGGCGAUCUGCGACUCGUUCGCGCACGGCGCCAACGACGUGGCCAACUCGGUGGGGCCCUUCGCGGGCCUGUACGUGGUGUACAAGCUGGAGCGCCUCGAGAAGAAGACGGAGGCGAUCAAGAACGACAUGUACUGGAUCCUCGCGCUCGGCGGCAUCGGCAUCGUGCUCGGCCUCGCCACGUACGGCUACGUCAUCAUGCGCGCCAUUGGCGUCAAGCUGACCAAGAUCACGCCCUCACGCGGGUUCGCGAUCGAGCUGGGGUCGGCGCUCGUGGUCGCGCUCGGGUCGCGCUACGGGAUCCCGCUGUCGACGACGCACUGCCAGGUCGGCGCGACCAUCGGCGUGGGCAUGCUGGAGGGCAUCAAGGGCGUCAACUGGAUGAUCGUGCCGAAGAUCGUGAUCGGGUGGGUGAUCACGCUGAUCGUGGCCGGGUUCACGACCGCGCUGCUCUUCAGCCAGGCGGCGUACGCGCCGUCGAUGUUCGGCGUCCGCGACGUCAACCACUACCGCCUCUACAUCACCAACUACGCCGAGGACUUCAGCGUGCGCGCCGAGGCGCUCGCGACGACCACGGCGUCCUGCGGCGCCUCCUCGUCCACCGACGCCGACGGCAACACGACCUGGACCUUCACGGACGCGCAGUGCAAGGCCAUCUACGACGGCGCGGUGGAGGCCAAGGCGCUGGCGCAGCGGUACGUGGACUUCCAGGCGACGCAGCACCAGUCCCCGGACGACCUCGGCCGCCUGCUGUGCCGCGUGAACAACGUGCUCGAGGCGAUCUACGCGCGCUUCGGGAGCGGCAACUUUGCGACGUCGACGUACGGCACCACGCCCACGGGCAUCGGCGCGCGCGUGUUCGACACGAGCUCGAACAACGCGUUCUGCGCCGCCGCGGGCCUGUAG
Pedinophyceae sp. YPF-701 is the source of this 1923-nucleotide messenger RNA. The record is from the annotation of a GenBank genome assembly. NCBI's taxonomy places the organism in Eukaryota, Viridiplantae, Chlorophyta, Pedinophyceae.